This is a messenger RNA of Knipowitschia caucasica, 921 nucleotides long. The record is from the annotation of a GenBank genome assembly. NCBI's taxonomy places the organism in Eukaryota, Metazoa, Chordata, Actinopteri, Gobiiformes, Gobiidae.
AUGAUCAUCAGUUUUGCUCACUGCCAGGAGGCCACAGAUGAGGCCACAGAUGAGACCACAGAUGAGACCACAGAUGAGACCACAGAUGAGACCACAGAUGAGACCACAGAUGAGGCCACAGAUGAGACCACAGAUGAGACCACAGAUGAGACCACAGAUGAGACCACAGAUGAGACCACAGAUGAGACCACAGAUGAGACCACAGAUGAGACCACAGAUGAGACCACAGAUGAGACCACAGAUGAGGCCACAGAUGAGACCACAGAUGAGACCACAGAUGAGACCACAGAUGAGGCCACAGAUGAGACCACAGAUGAGACCACAGAUGAGACCACAGAUGAGACCACAGAUGAGACCACAGAUGAGACCACAGAUGAGACCACAGAUGAGACCACAGAUGAGACCACAGAUGAGACCACAGAUGAGACCACAGAUGAGACCACAGAUGAGGCCACAGAUGAGACCACAGAUGAGACCACAGAUGAGACCACAGAUGAGGCCACAGAUGAGACCACAGAUGAGACCACAGAUGAGACCACAGAUGAGGCCACAGAUGAGACCACAGAUGAGACCACAGAUGAGACCACAGAUGAGGCCACAGAUGAGACCACAGAUGAGACCACAGAUGAGACCACAGAUGAGGCCACAGAUGAGGCCACAGAUGAGACCACAGAUGAGACCACAGAUGAGACCACAGAUGAGACCACAGAUGAGACCACAGAUGAGGCCACAGAUGAGACCACAGAUGAGACCACAGAUGAGACCACAGAUGAGACCACAGAUGAGACCACAGAUGAGACCACAGAUGAGACCACAGAUGAGACCACAGAUGAGGCCACAGAUGAGACCACAGAUGAGACCCUCACUGAAAAUGCACAAGGUAUGAAUUGGUGGCGGGCAGUGACUUUGAGUUGGGCGUAG